UUCAAGUCUCUAUUAUGGAUUUCUAUUGUGAAUUCGGAUUGAGGCAUGUUUUUUGUGCGUAAUUUAUGGUAGCUUAGUGAUAGUUCUGCUGAAACUGUCUUUGUUAUCAUUUGGAUGUAGGAUGAUUCUGAUGCCCUUAUAAAAAAAAAUAUAUAAAAUAUGGACUACGUGAUGCCCUUUUCAAUAAAAAGAAAGAGGGAUUUACUUAUCAAAAAGAAAAAAAGAAAGACGGAUGAUGUGAUGCCUCUUAAUCGCUGUAGUAAGCAUCAGAAGAAUCUUUUCAAGUGUGGGAUUGACAACUUGCCUGAUGAGUUGCUUAUUGCCAUUCUUUCCUGUCUUACCUUCCAAGAGGCAGCAAGGACCUGUAUUCUCUCGCAGCGAUGGAGAUACUUAUGGAAGUAUACAACUUGCAGUAUUCAGUUUUAUAGUGAAGGCACAUUGGAUUUUGAGGCAGCAGAAAAGUUUAUAAAUUCGGUGAAUGAAGGCUUAAAAUUGCAUCAGGGUGAAUCUAUUGAGCAGUUCAAAGUUGGUUUUGUCUAUCCAAGUAUUAGUUAUCGCCCCAACAAGGAUACUGAAUUUGCAAUUGAAAGGCAACGCAAAGUCAACCAUGAUAUUGAUGGCUGGAUUAAUUUUGCAAUGGAAAGCCAGGUCAAAGUAUUUGAACUAAACAUGGCGGCAGGUCCUCUUGACAGCACUGGACUUUGGAGGAAUUAUAGCAUUCCUCAUGUGCAAAAGCUGUUGUCGAUUUCUGGCGAGGUUAAGUUGCUGAAAACAUUGACUACUCUCAAAUCUUUCCGAUUUGUUAACAUCCGAAUAACACAGGAAGUUGUUGAAUUUCUUUUGUCACACUGCCCUGUGUUGGAGCAAGUGUGUAUUUCAGCCUCAAAGUCUCUGAAGCGUUUGAAAGUUGCUGGUUCGUUAACUAAGUUAAGGUCCAUGGAAAUAUCAAAUUGUGAUUCUUUGAAGACUAUGAAGGUUCAUGCUCCAGGUCUUGUGUCUUUUACAUACAUUGGACGUGAUAUCAAAGCGCCUUUCAAGAAAGUUCCCCUCUUAUCUGAGCUAACUAUCGGAGGUGAUUAUGCUGGCUCUUUUAUUUUUGAUGAUCACAAGCACUCAAGCUAUUGUCGAAAUCUGAAGAAGCUUAAACUGAAAGUGUCACAAAAGGUUGCAGGAUAGGGGAGAUUCCCAGUGAACAUCCUCAACUGUACAAUCUGAAAGAGUUGGAAUUGGACAUCACUUUAGAAGAGGAUGAU
Messenger RNA from Nicotiana tabacum (common tobacco), 1253 nucleotides. NCBI's taxonomy places the organism in Eukaryota, Viridiplantae, Streptophyta, Magnoliopsida, Solanales, Solanaceae. The record is from RefSeq and is a predicted model, not a curated record.